Protopolystoma xenopodis is the source of this 456-nucleotide messenger RNA. The record is from the annotation of a GenBank genome assembly. Lineage: Eukaryota; Metazoa; Platyhelminthes; Monogenea; Polystomatidea; Polystomatidae.
UCGUCAUUACUUCAGGAGGCUCCCUCUCAGUACUCAAGCAAUCCAAACGAGCCUAGUCAUUCGAAUAUAGGCCCUCUUCUCGCGGCUGCAGGAGUUGCGUCUACUGACCAAAGUCAGCAACCACCCGGACAGAUUUCGGCAAUCCAAGCUCUUUCUCACUUUCAGCCUCAUCAAGAGCAUUCCCAUUAUCAGCAACAACAAAUUUCCCUGCAUCAAAUUGGACUGGCGGUACUAUCAGGCUUGAUUAAUAACCAAUCCGCUUCCACUGCAGCCACAGCCUUGGCAACGCUUGCGGGUACUCCACAUCCGCCGCCUUCUACCGCAAUAUCUUCAGCCCAUUUGAGGCCUCUGUCAUCAUCACCAUCUUUCCCAUCCUAUGCGGCAGCGGCAGCUGCGGCCGUCGCUGCCGCCUCAGUAGCGAACACUUAUGCUAUUCGACCCGCUAGCGGCCGUUAG